Kluyveromyces lactis is the source of this 1473-nucleotide messenger RNA. It is a transcript of the gene TRP3, whose product is annotated as bifunctional anthranilate synthase/indole-3-glycerol-phosphate synthase. Gene Ontology annotation, biological process: L-tryptophan biosynthetic process. The transcript has a single exon. The coding region runs from base 1 to 1473 and encodes 490 amino acids. Lineage: Eukaryota; Fungi; Ascomycota; Saccharomycetes; Saccharomycetales; Saccharomycetaceae. Gene Ontology annotation, molecular function: indole-3-glycerol-phosphate synthase activity. The record is from RefSeq and is a predicted model, not a curated record. Gene Ontology annotation, cellular component: cytosol.
AUGUCCGCUAAAAGAGUUGUUUUGAUCGAUAACUACGAUUCGUUCACCUGGAACAUCUAUGAAUAUCUUUGCACUGAGGGUGCUGAAGUUUUAGUUUUCAGAAAUGAUAAGAUUACUGUGGAAGAAGUUGAAGCAUUGAACCCUGAUAUUGUCAUGAUUUCACCGGGUCCAGGUCAUCCAGAGACCGAUUCCGGGAUAUCAAGAGACUGUAUCGCAUUCUUCUGCGGCAAAGUCCCUGUGUUUGGUGUCUGCAUGGGUCAGCAAUGUAUGUUUGAUGUCUUUGGCGGUGAAGUUAGCUUUGCUGGAGAAAUUGUUCAUGGUAAGACUUCACCAAUAUUCCAUGAUGGAAAAGGUUUCUUUAGAAAAGUACCUCAAGGUGUCGCAGUGACGCGGUACCAUUCGCUUGCUGGCGCCAAGGAAACACUUCCUGAUGUGCUUGAAGUUAGUGCAAGAACGGAGACUGGAAUUAUUAUGGGUGUGAGACAUAAGAAAUACACUGUGGAAGGUGUGCAAUUCCAUCCAGAAUCUAUCUUGACCGAGAGUGGGCAUCAAAUGAUCAAGAAUAUUCUUGAAGUAUCAGGAGGUACUUGGGAUGAGAACGCAGCUAACUUGGCUAGGAAUGAGCUCGGAAAGACAGCCAGCACUGAUAAAGCGAAAUCUAUCUUGGAAACUAUUUACGAAAAACGCCGUGAAGACGUUCAACUGCAAUCGACGAUCCCAGGUUAUCGGUUCUCUGAUUUAGAAGCCAACUAUAAGUUAGGUUUAGCUCCAAGGGUACAAGAUUUCUAUGCAAGAUUAACUGCUACUGAGAAAACAGCAGUCUUGGCUGAAGUGAAGAGAGCUUCUCCAUCGAAGGGUGACAUUGAUUUGAGUGUCGUUGCUUCAGAGCAAGCGUUGAAGUAUGGUCAGGCAGGUGCUUCAGCGAUCUCUGUAUUGACCGAACCUCACUGGUUCAAAGGUUCCAUUGAAGAUUUGAGAAAUGUAAGAAAAGUGUUGGAGGUGGCAUUUGCCAAUGACGAAUCGAAAAGACCAUGUGUAUUACGCAAAGAAUUCAUUUUCUCAAAGUACCAAAUCCUAGAAGCUAGACUUGCAGGCGCUGAUACUGUGCUAUUGAUCGUGAAGAUGCUUGACGACAACUUGUUGAAGGAACUGUACGAUUAUGCAAAAAGUUUGGAUUUAGAACCUCUAGUGGAAGUAAACUCCGCAGAAGAACUAAAACGUGCGUUGGCAAUUGGAUCAAGAGUGAUCGGAGUUAAUAACAGAGACUUGCACUCUUUCAACGUAGAUUUGAGUACUACCUCAAAAUUGGUCAGUUCUGUACCAGAGGGAACCCUACUAAUUGCUUUAUCUGGAAUAACAAUAGCAGCUGAUGCUGAUCAAUAUAAAAAGGAAGGUGUUCAUGGUGUUCUUGUUGGAGAAGCUCUCAUGAGAGCUGAAUCUGUAAAUAAAUUCAUCGAGGAGCUAAUCAACUAA